AUGGGUCCACAUGGAGUAUAUUUCAAGACAAUUUUCGCAGUUCGCCCGCCCGUCAGCAACGUUACAGCAGUGGUGUCCGGCGCCUGCUGUUCCAUCGAGGAAAAUUCUCUAACGAGGGAACGCUCCAUUAAGAAACCAUCUACUCAGACUACGGCGUUCUAUAUAAAUGACAAAACGACUUCCUCUGGAAGAAUUGGGCGCACUUUAUCUACGACCAUGCUGGCUGCAGUGUUCCUUGUGGUGUUCCUGGCGUCAGCGAUAGCUGAUCCUGAACCUCACGACCAGUACGGCGGCUACCAGGGUGGUUACGAUGGCACCUAUGGAGGUGGUUAUGAUGGCAGCUAUGGCGGUGGUUAUGAUGGCAGCUAUGGGGGUGGUUAUGACGGCAGCUAUGGCGGUGGUCAAGGGGGCAGCUAUGAUGGCUACGCUGGUAGAGGCGACCACGUAAUUUACUAG
Schistocerca gregaria is the source of this 456-nucleotide messenger RNA. RefSeq lists its product as uncharacterized. The transcript is spliced from 3 exons. NCBI's taxonomy places the organism in Eukaryota, Metazoa, Arthropoda, Insecta, Orthoptera, Acrididae. The coding region runs from base 1 to 456 and encodes 151 amino acids. The record is from RefSeq and is a predicted model, not a curated record.